Nerophis lumbriciformis (worm pipefish) is the source of this 1626-nucleotide messenger RNA. The record is from RefSeq and is a predicted model, not a curated record. NCBI's taxonomy places the organism in Eukaryota, Metazoa, Chordata, Actinopteri, Syngnathiformes, Syngnathidae.
AUGUCAAGAUGCAUUACCGAAAUUACCAGACUCUGUUUCCUCCCUCCCCUCCCUCCGGGUCGCCUAGCAACACAACCGCUCACUUGCGACACCCGUGGGGCCGACCUAGACCCGACGGCCAACGCUCCCCUGGUACGAUGUCCGCCCGACUGCGGGCGACAGAGACUCUCCGUCUUCGGCAGCGGCAUCUACGCCGCCGUCUCCUCUGUCUGCGGCGGCGCGCUGCACAGCGGCGCCAUGGGGACGGCCGGUGGCCUGGUUCGAGUACAACGCCUCCCAGGAAGACACCACUAUACCCGCUCGUUUGCCAACGGCGUCCAAUCGCAGAGUUUGUCCCGCUGGAGCGCCUCCUUCAGCCUCAGCAAACCUGAGAGGAACGCGCCUCAGGAGCUGAUCCGGGACAACAGUGCCAUCACCAGAAAAGCUGUUAAGAAGAUGCCCGGGAAAAAAGUUGGCAAUAAAGACUGUCAGAUGGACAUUGUGGUGGUGAUGGACAGCAGCUCCAACUUGGGCCGGCGUAGAUUCAACCUGCAGAAGAACUUUGUCACCAAGCUGGUGGCCAUGUUGAAAGUGGGCACCAAUGGACCCCACGUGGGCCUCGUCCAGGCCAGUGAUUUUCCCAGAACAGAAUUCCUACUGAGCAACUACACGCAACCCAAAGAGCUUCAGUUUGCCAUUAAAGAGCUCACAUACCUGGGAGGUGACACGAACACAGGAAAGGCCAUCGCUCACACGGCGGAGCUUCUGUUCACACAGCAGCGCGGCGCCCGACGCGGUCACCCUCGUGUCAUGGUGGUUCUGGUGGACGGCUGGCCGGCCGACGACUUGGAGCGGGCCGCCGCUUUGGCGCGGCGCUCCGGCAUUAACGUCUUCCUGGUGUCCGUCACCGAGCCCGCCGCCGAGGAGCUUCCGGCUGUGCCGGACCGCGACUUCGCCAAGAAGGCGGUGUGCAGAGACAACGGCUUCUUCAGCUACCGCAUGGCCAGCUGGUUCAGUACCACCAAGCACGUUAAACCGCUCACGCAGAGACUCUGCUCGUUGGACGGACUUCUGUGCAGUCGCACUUGUUACAAUUCCGUCAACAUCGGUUUCCUGAUCGACGGCUCGUCGAGCGUGGGCGACCCCAACUUCCGAUUGAUCCUGGACUUCCUGGCCGCUAUCGCCAGCAAGUUCGACAUCUCCGACAUGGGCACUCGCGCAGGCGCGGUCCAGUUCACGUACGAUCAGCGUCUGGAGUUCGGCAUGCGGGAGCACGGCAGCAAAGAGGCCGUGGCGGCCGCCUUGAGGAAAAUCCCCUACAUGAGUGGCGGAACGGCCACAGGGGGCGCCAUUGCUUACGCCGCGCAAAACCUCUUCGAACGGACGGCGCACGGGCGCGACUUCCUGAUCGUGGUGACUGACGGCCAAUCGUACGACGACGUGGGCGGCCCCGCCGUGGCUGCGCACAACAGAGGCAUAACCGUGUACGCGGUGGGCGUGGCUUGGGCACCCAUGGACGAUUUGCGGGCGAUGGCGUCGGAGCCCAAAGACGAGCACGUCUUCUUCAGCCGCCACUUUGGGGACCUGGAGGACCUCGUGGAUGACAUAGUGCGCGGAAUUUGUCGCGACUUUGACGCCAAAAAUUAA